AUGUCCGGUGUCGGAUGUCCGGGCUCGGAAGCCCAGUCUGGGAAGCCCGACCUCGGAAACCUGUUGUCCUCAGAAGCCAAAAUCCUGUGGCCGGCCGACCUGCUAUGGAUGCAAUUCCUGAGUGAACACAGCCUGUCGGCCGACCCGCUGUGUAUGCAGAUUUCUGAUGUCGGCCGGGCGGACAGGAUUGCAUUGUAUGACCAUCGGCCGACCCAGCAGGAUUGUGUCGGCCGCUCCGGGAACAAUGCAAGCAUCACCUGCUGGAUAAUCCGGGGGGAUAAUGGCACCUUGUCGGCCGCCCAGGCGGAUUUUGAUUGUUUGAUGCCUCGGCCGACCGGACAACAAAGCCGAGUCAGACCGUCGGCCGACGUCGGGUGGCCGGGCAACAAUAGCGAUCCAGACUGGGCCAGCGUUGUGGAUAUGUGGCAAAACCCAUUCAAUGCGCUCUUGGUGGUGACAAACCGCGCAAGCCCGGUUCAUCGCGACAAGAUGACUCCUCUGAAUGUCUACAACAUUUUGAUGACCAUCAGGGGUGAUCGCGAGCAGGUCAUCCAGUUCCCGACAUUGCAUCUCAGGCUUCCCUAUCACAGUGGUACAGUGACACAUAUUUUAUGCAACGGAAUGUACAUCGCUGGGCAAAUGUGCCUUCUGCCGGUUGGCACAGCACUGGAGAAUGAGCAGGACUGGGAGGCGGGGGGUGUCGUUAGGCACGGGAAAUGGCUGGAAAUUUGGCACUCCGUAGCUAUACGUUUCCGGGUUCGACCGGGGAAACACAGGCACAACUCGGUAACAUCAACAUCGCAGUGGUGCAGCAACACAACAUUAACAUAUCAGUACAUGACAGUCUCAUAUGAUACCACAUUGGACACUACUUCGGCGCAGACGCAGUGGCCGGGGCCCUUGGAGUCUCACCGCACUGCCAUGCUUCCAACUCGGCGGCAUUCGCUCGUGUGGCAGCAUGCCAAAAGUUCAGCUCGGCCUGGAUAUAAAUAUCCAUGA
Molecule: messenger RNA, 999 nt
Organism: Fomitopsis serialis
Lineage: Eukaryota; Fungi; Basidiomycota; Agaricomycetes; Polyporales; Fomitopsidaceae
Exons: 5
Coding region: 1-999 (332 amino acids)
Source: RefSeq, a predicted model, not a curated record